AAAGAUUGCUGAGAAGACACGUCGUCUCUGUGAGAACUUUUCUUUUUCUUCUGGUAAAUUCUGGAGAGAGAUAUAUUUUUUUCUUCUUUCGGAGGUAGAUUGAUUAGAGAAGAAUUAUGGCGGAAGUGAUUAGCAAAACGAGUUUGUUCAUCGGAGCUUGUGGGAAUCAACACCACCGUGUAGAUGAUUUCUCUUUGUCUCCGGUGAGUUUUGGUGGGUUUGGUUUGAAAAAGAGUUUCUCUUGUCUGAAGCUGAAGAAUCAAAAGCCUCUUAGAAGUGAAUUCCAUGGAAAACAGAUCGUUUUCGGUGAUGCUCAAGACGAGAGCUUCAGAAGGAGCUUCCGAUCUUCAGCCAUCACAGCUCAGACAACUUUGAGGAUUGGGACAGCUCAGAAGUGGUGGGAGAAAGGUUUGAAAGAAAACAUGAGAGAGAUCUCUUCAGCUCAAGAACUCGUUGAUUCUCUCACUAACGCUGGUGAUAAGCUUGUUGUUGUUGAUUUCUUCUCACCUGGCUGUGGGGGCUGCAAGGCUCUUCAUCCUAAGAUAUGUCAGCUGGCAGAGAUGAACCCUGAUGUGCAGUUUCUUCAGGUGAAUUACGAGGAGCACAAGUCCAUGUGUUAUAGCCUCGGUGUCCAUGUUCUCCCUUUUUUCCGAUUCUACCGUGGCUCUCAGGGUCGUGUUUGCAGCUUUAGCUGUACCAAUGCCACGAUCAAGAAAUUCAGAGAUGCAUUGGCGAAGCAUGGUCCAGAUAGGUGCAGCCUUGGACCGACUAAAGGCCUUGAAGAGAAAGAGCUUGUGGCACUUGCAGCCAACAAAGAACUCAACUUUACUUACACACCAAAGCCUGUACCAGUUGAGAAAGAAGCAGCCACUCCUAAUUUAAACCCAAGUCUCCCUGUUCCUCUUCCUUCGAUGAGCGCCAAUGACGAAAAAACAUUGGUCUCCGCAGGGAGAUGAGAUCGAAUAAACAUUUCCCUGUACA
Arabidopsis arenosa is the source of this 981-nucleotide messenger RNA. Lineage: Eukaryota; Viridiplantae; Streptophyta; Magnoliopsida; Brassicales; Brassicaceae. The record is from the annotation of a GenBank genome assembly.